CUGAUCGGUUUGUUGUCAGCUAAUCGCAUUCCAGUACCAAAGGAAAGGAUCGUUAAUGGUAAAAACGUGAAAAUCCAAGAGAUCCCUUGGCAAGUUGCGGUCCUUGUCAACGGAAAUGCACUGUGUGGCGGUGUUGUCUACAAGAAAAAUAUUGUCCUGACUGCUGCUCACUGUAUGGGAUUACCUUACGAUUACUCGGUGCGUGCAGGAUCUCCCUCGAAGAGUUCCGGUGGACAGAUAGUGAAGGUGGCAAAGUCCAAAGUCCGCAAAGGAUACGACAUUGGAAUGCUCUUUCUAAGCUCUCCUCUCAAAUUUGACAAUUUCACACAGCCCAUCGAAUUGGCGGAUAAAAGUUCAGAGGGAGAGACACCUGCUAUUGUCAGCGGUUGGGGAGGGAAUAGUUUUAAUCCAAAUAUGCCAGGUCCAGAUUAUUUGCAGGGAGCAAAUGUCACGGUAAAAGAUCGCUGUCGUUGCCAAAAAGCAUUUAACGCUUUAGCUGUCCUGUUGGCCGAAGAUCCUAGACCUUUAAAGGCUCACGAGAUUUGUGCUUCCCUGUAUGGUUAUGGUUCUUGUCAUGGAGACUCUGGCGGAUCUUUGGUUAGCUGGAAAGACAAAAAACUAAUAGGCAUAGUUUCUCAUGGUUUUGAUGCCUGACACCGGGUGUUUAUGUUAAUAUCGCUUGGAUGAAGGAGUGGAUCGAGGAAACUGCUGUCAAAUAUGUUUACUAGAAGGAACAAACU
Drosophila serrata is the source of this 740-nucleotide messenger RNA. Its product is annotated as trypsin alpha-like. Gene Ontology annotation, biological process: proteolysis. Gene Ontology annotation, molecular function: serine-type endopeptidase activity. Lineage: Eukaryota; Metazoa; Arthropoda; Insecta; Diptera; Drosophilidae. The record is from RefSeq and is a predicted model, not a curated record.